GUGUGGGAAAGGAUGGACUGCUAGCCAGCACUAGUAUUUCAUCUCAAAGUCUUCAGAGUAAUUACGGCCUUUCAUCUGAAGACUGGGAAAUUUAUAAAACUUGCUACCUUAACAAAAAAAAGAAAGUCAGGAAGGACCGGACAAGCCGGGGGGAGGGGGAGGUAAGGGGGCAGAGUAGUGAGGAAUAUGUGGAGGUACCAGAGUGGGGAACAUUUGAGGGGAAGGCCUCCAGGGUUGUGAUGGAGGGGACAGAGGCUGGUAUUAGUAUGAUGGAUAUGCUAAAUGGAGGUGAGGAGAAUGUAUGUGAGGUGGGAGUGAAUGUGGAGGAGGUUAAGGGAGGAGGAGGGAAAAGUACAGGGAAUGCUGUGGAAUAUGUGGUGUCACAAGUAGGCAGAACUUGGCUAGAACCCAUCCAGGAGGAAGACCUUGAGGAAGAUGAAGAAACAGAUGAGGAGCUUCAGGAAGCAGAAGACACUGAUGCUGCCACAGUGGACAGUUGGCAGUGCAUGGCGGCAUAUGUAGCCAGAAUAUGGCUGCAGACUUUACAGGAAGAUGGACCUGAGGAAAAUGAAGAAGCUGAUGUGGUAUUCCAGCAGGCAGAAGAUGCUGAUGCUACCACACUGGUCAGGUUUCAGUGUAUGGUGGCAUCUGAAGACAGAUCACAGCUACUGACUAUACCAGAAGAAGGACCUGAGGAAGAGGACGAGACUGAAGUGAUGAAGACAGAUAAAACAAAAGAAGAUGCUGAUGCUGCCGAGAAGAUCUACAGUGAUGAAGAAGUAUCAUUCCAUGUGAAUGCCGAAGAUCUUUCUGAAGAAGAUACUGAGAAGAGCCACAAGAAGAAGAAGAAGAAGAUGAAGUGGUGCUUCUUCUGCUGUCCCCUGCCCUUCAGAAGAAGUAGCAAGAGGCAGUAAUUAUAAGGUUGUGAAUUCAGGUUUACAAAUGACUUAAAGCAGUAAUAUAACUGCAUUAUUGACACCUUCACAAUGCACUGUAAUGCAUCCAUAAAUAUAUUAUAGACAUGGGUAUAAAUAUUGAAGAAAAAAAAGCAUAACACAUUAUAGACAUGUUUAUUAUGGAUUAAUGGCCGAUAUAAUGUAUUAUGAAGAUAUUUAUUGUGUAUAUAUAGAUCAGAGCAUUCAUAAUGCAUUAUCAAGAUAGCUAUAAUGUGUUAUGCCUUUGUAUAAGUAUUUACAGCCGUGUUUUUAAUACUUUUAUAAAUGAUUUAUAAGGCAUUAAUUGGAUAUUUAUUUAUUUAUUUAUUUAUUUAUUAGUUAUAUGACUGCUUUAAGUAAAGUUAAGUAAAAUGUUUAUUUUCUUUUUUUUAGAAUACCCGUGUUAGAGCCCUGCAUUGGGACUGGGAUCCCGCGGGACCCAACGGAAAGUGAUACUGUUUAAGUGUUAAUGUAGCUAUAAGAUACGAUAGGAUAAGAUAUGCUGAGUUAAAAUAUAAGAUAGGCUAAGACAAAAUAUAUUAAUAUAAGCUAAGUUGAAAUAUAAUAAGAUAAGAUAGGUUAAGUUAUAUGAUAAGAUAGGCUAAGUUAAAAUAUAAUAAGAUAGGUUAAGUUAAGAUAUGACAAGAUAGGCUAAGACGAAAUAUAUUAAUAUAAGCUAAGUUGAAAUAUAAUAAGAUAAGAUAGGUUAAGUUAUAUGAUAAGAUAGGCUAAGUUAAAAUAUAAUAAGAUAGCCUAUCAUAUUUUAUCUUAGCCUAAGUUAACAUAUGAUAAGAUAGGCUAAGUUAAAAUAUCAUAAGAUAGGCUAAGUUAAAAUAUGAUGAUAGGCUAAGUUAAAAUAUAAGAUGGGUUAAGUUAACAUAUGAUAAGGUAGGCUAUGUUAAGAUAAGAGAUUUGCAAUAAAACAUAUUUACUUUUCAAA
Messenger RNA from Brienomyrus brachyistius, 1875 nucleotides. RefSeq lists its product as uncharacterized. The coding region runs from base 240 to 914 and encodes 224 amino acids. The transcript has 2 exons. The record is from RefSeq and is a predicted model, not a curated record. NCBI's taxonomy places the organism in Eukaryota, Metazoa, Chordata, Actinopteri, Osteoglossiformes, Mormyridae.